Molecule: messenger RNA, 1210 nt
Organism: Selaginella moellendorffii
Lineage: Eukaryota; Viridiplantae; Streptophyta; Lycopodiopsida; Selaginellales; Selaginellaceae
Product: basic leucine zipper 19
Exons: 2
Coding region: 67-915 (282 amino acids)
Biological process (GO): DNA-templated transcription; regulation of transcription by RNA polymerase II
Molecular function (GO): RNA polymerase II cis-regulatory region sequence-specific DNA binding; DNA-binding transcription factor activity, RNA polymerase II-specific
Source: RefSeq, a predicted model, not a curated record
GAAUAUACCCUGCAUUGGGGGUUUAGGGUUGUCGCGAGGACGAAGAGGAGAAAGCAAUCCAAGGAAAUGGACGAUGGCGAAGUGGAUUUCUCCGACCACGAUAUCUUCUGCGGCGCCUCCAAUCUGGUAUGUGACGACGACCACAGCGCCAUGGAGAGCUUCCUGGACGAGAUCCUCAAGAGCACGCACACUUGUACGCAUACUCACACUUGCAAUCCUCCCGGCCCGGACAAGACGCACACGCACACUUGCUUCCACACGCACACGCAGCUCUUCGCAUCGCCGGAGGAGGGCUCCUCGCACCAAAAGGAGGAAGAAGACCAUCAUCGCCCAGGCUCUGAAGCUCUAGGUCCCGGCAGCAUUGCUACCGCCGCUACCACCGCCACCACCGCCGCCGCAGCGCCGCAAUCCAGCAAGAAGCGGCCGCUGGGGAACCGCGAGGCCGUGCGAAAGUACCGUGAGAAGAAGAAGGCUCACGCCGCCUAUCUCGAAGAACAGGUUGCGCAGCUCAAAGCGCUCAACCAGCAGCUUGUCAAGAGGCUCCAGGGCCAGGCGGCGCUCGAGGCGGAGGUGGCGAGGCUGCGAGCUCUCCUGUCCGAGUUCCGGGGGAGGAUCGACGCGGAGCUCGGGUGCUUCCCGUUCAAGCGGCCAUGCAGCACGAAUGGCCGCGGUGGCGGCGGUGGCGGCGGCGCCGCUGCGAACGGUGACGAGUGUUCUCCGCAGCUCCAGGCGCUCUCCGGCGGAUUCUACCUCAACAGCGUGUCCGUCCCGUGCGACGCCGACGUCCCGUGCUUCCAUGGCGACUCUACGAGCUCGCAGCCGCAGCUCCAUGGAGGGAAAGGCGCCAUAGCUUGCGACUACGUCUCGGAGAGCUGCCAGGGAACUUUGGGAGACUCGGAGGGUGGAAUACAAUGAUCGCUGAAUUGAUUCUCACCACCGGUCGAUGGUUUGUGAGGAAAAUUACGACGAGAAAAGGUGGUGGCAUAUUCUACUAUGGGAGAAUAUUCACGAGAGGAUUCCCUAUAGGGUGCAUUGCAUCGCCGGUCAAGCUUUGGCAUCGGCACACUCAGCAGCACACUAACGAAGAAAAGUAGGAGCAGGGAAAGCAGGGAAAGCACGGAAAAGCACGAAAGCUUUUUUGGUUAUCCUAGGAGGCUUUUGUGACAGCUUCUGGGUCGUCAGCGGCUACGCGAAGAAACGAAUUUAAAAA